This is a messenger RNA of Adineta steineri, 378 nucleotides long. NCBI's taxonomy places the organism in Eukaryota, Metazoa, Rotifera, Eurotatoria, Adinetida, Adinetidae. The record is from the annotation of a GenBank genome assembly.
AUGUCUGCUGAACAAUCGUUGAAAAAUAGUUUUACUUAUUUUGGUUAUUUGGCUAUGUUAGAAGGUUUUGCAUUGCUCAUAUUUCCAAAUUUAGCAACAAAACUAUUAUUUUUAUUACCACUUCAAUCACCUCAAGCAGAACAAUAUGCUCGAGUAGCGGGUUUAGGUUUAAUGGUUAUUGGAUAUUAUUAUUAUAUUGCUGGAAAAAAUACAUUAAUUCCAUUUUUUAGAGAAUUACUUUUAAUUUUUACUGUUCUUGAUUUUAGUUCUUUAGAAACAUCAUUCGUGAUUUUUGGUAUACAAGAUUUAUUGACUGGACUUUAUUCGUAUGUACAUUUAAAAGCAUUUGAUACAGAACAAGCAAAAACAAGAAAAUAA